AUGGAUAUUUUAUCUACUCUAAGACUUCUACAGAAGGCAAGAACUGAGGAUCUUCAGAGCUAUCAUGACGAGGUGUUGUUAAUGCUGGCUGACAUGAGCAAGCGAUUGAAAUCAGACAAUUCCUCCAUCAGUGACAGUAGAGGCGAAUAUAUAUCCAUUGGAUCAAGGUAUUCCGUUACUUCAGAUGGCUCAGCCCAGUCUAGUGAUGAAGAAGCAUCCGACAGCAAGAACAGCAUUACAACAAGUCAUAACACGCCACUGUCCGGUCAGCUCUUCUCAGAUGGUUUAGAGAAGGAAACAGGGCCUACAGACCCUAGCACCAGGGAUUCUAAACCUCCUCAAGAUCCAGUACUCAGCCCUAAAAUACCCACAUCCUGGCCGAACAAAUUGUUCAAAUCAUUCGCGGACACUCUUCAGUGGCUCUAUACGUUCUCAAGAGAUCGCCCAGGUGAUAUUAUAAAAGCACAAAGAAUGGAGAAAAGGGACCGUAGGAUUGAGGAUAUCCAACAUGUGGAAGGUAGUAAACUUGCCAGGAAGAGUAAUCAAUUUUUCAAGGGGAUGGCACAGCGGUCAAUGGGUCUCAAAUAUACAAACUACCAACUUGCUGCCGGAGAACCUACCCGAGUCAGUGAACUUUGUGAAGGCGUUCGAUAUUCCGAUUCCCGUCUUAUCAAGAAAAGACCAGGAAUUGCCAAAAGAUAUCUCACAAGCACCGAACUUAAAUCUGACGAGAAAGAGACCAUUCUGCGGGGUAUAAACGUCGGUGUGAAGCAACUGGUACUCAAGGAGCUCUUUAGGAGGCAACUGCAGGAAUCUAGAAGAUCCAAUCUACCAGGCGCGAUAUCUGCAUUUACUGCCUUGAAUGCAAAUGCUUUCAUUCACCUACAUUUCAAAGACUUCCCUCAGUUUAUUGACCUUAUACUCCCUCCCAAGCCCGAAGCUGAAAUCCCACGUAUACAAUUAUCCACAGGGCCGAAUAGUCUCAAGUCCUUCCAGAUCCCAGAUGUCUUGGUGUCCUUAUCAAAAUGGUUCAGCGAGUUUCAAAUUGCUUAUAAUGGUAAGAUACCUGGCUCACUUAACCUCUACAACUCAUCUAAUAAUGUCAGCAGACAUAUCCUCUUCUAUAUCACCUGA
Messenger RNA from Aspergillus novofumigatus IBT 16806, 1134 nucleotides. RefSeq lists its product as uncharacterized. The transcript is spliced from 2 exons. Lineage: Eukaryota; Fungi; Ascomycota; Eurotiomycetes; Eurotiales; Aspergillaceae. The record is from RefSeq and is a predicted model, not a curated record. The coding region runs from base 1 to 1134 and encodes 377 amino acids.